Acytostelium subglobosum LB1 is the source of this 1581-nucleotide messenger RNA. RefSeq lists its product as hypothetical. The coding region runs from base 1 to 1581 and encodes 526 amino acids. The transcript has 4 exons. The record is from RefSeq and is a predicted model, not a curated record. Lineage: Eukaryota; Evosea; Eumycetozoa; Acytosteliales; Acytosteliaceae.
AUGCUUACCUCCCUCCAGGAUAACAAUGAUAACUUGUUAAUCUUCACAGCAGAGUUAUACUUUGUAGCUGUACAUUAUGUAGUCCAGUAUAUCAACGAUCACAUAUUGAAUAGUUUACAAUUUAAAGAGGAUUGUCCAGAGGUAGUUGUAGACUACUCCCCAUAUCGUGCCAACUCUGUGGCUCGCCCCUUCAACAGGAACAUGAUGGACAACAUGUAUAUUUAUGAGCAGAUCCAAAAGUCAUUUGACCACUUGCUCGGGUGGCCUGAGAGACCAGAGAUUACAACUGCCAUGAAACAAAUUCGAGAGUUUGAACUUGGAAACAAGGGAUCAACUCUUAGAGUCGAGCACUCCAACUCUCCCAAGGGUGCAUUCCAUUAUAACAUGAUGAUGCCUUCUACGGGCAAAGACUUGUUGAAGAAUCUAAUGGGACAUCAUAUUCUGACAUCAUUUAUGACUUUGCAUUCGUGUGCUGACGACAUGAACUUGGUCAAGACUUUGUUUCCAAAGAAGAAUACUCGAAUAGUAAUCGACCAUGUCUAUCUACCUGCAGAUUCUCCGAGUUCCAACUCUGACUUCCUAAUGGCCCAAUUGGUAAGCUGUGGAUUGAGCAGCCAAGCUCUUCUAAAUUGGAGGCCUCCAAUACCAAAUCAUCCAAAUGCCAAUGUUGCUCCCGUAGAGGUCCUAGAACAACAACAAGACAACGGACUCAAGGUGGACCAUGGUCAAUCAUUCAUUCACUCAGUCAAUCAGUCAAUCAGUCAAACUCAAGGGAUUACUGAGUCACAUCAUCAAGAACAGGGACUCCAGGUCCAAACUCAGGUGGAUAGGUAUAAUCCCCUUGAGUCUAUUAUUGAUAGUUCUGCCAUAUCACAACAAAAUGUGUUUGGACAAUCGCAAUACCCAUCAGAAGUAAUCCCAGAGUACAUUGACCAGCUGAUUGAAGAGGAGAUAGACAUUCAAUCAAGGGCACUUCUACUGCUUGCCAAGAUGGAAGAUAUCUCUCAUUGGACCUGUAAACAUAUCUUUAGCAGGUUUGAUCGGUGCUUGGACCUCCUGGGUCCACUUGUCAGCCACAGGAGUCUAGACAACAUGUUCCAAACAUUGCUCAUCAUGUUGAAUUUGGACAACAAGAGGUACUUCAAAUCAUAUCUUAACAAAGAUGAGUAUUAUAUUGAUAUGUUCAUAUAUUCAUUGGACUAUAAUAGGGAUGACAAGAACAGAGUCGUCCUGCUAAUUUUGUUCUUAUUGAUCCGGAAAGGAGUGUUCAGUACUGCACUUAUAACAUCUAAGAUGCAGAGUCCUUUGGACACCUUGUUCGAAGAGGCUGUCAAGAAGCAAAACCAAGACAGUCUAGAUAUGUGUUUGGCCGUUUACCGAGAUGAACAUAUCAACUACUACUACAAUGUUGAUGACUAUAGUGACCUUCACACUGGUAACUAUAUUAAUGAUCCCGAUGAUGAAGAUUAUUAUGAUGAUGAUGCAAUGGACGACGAGCUAGGAGUGCCUGAAGAGUACUCUGGUGGUAUCCACACAGGUGAUGAUGAUGGCCAACAAGGUUCAUCUUCAAUGUUUACAUGA